AUGUCUUCUGUUGAUGAAAAUAUUAGUGAAAGUGUAUCGAAGGUGCUUCCAAUUUUUGUCGUAAGUUUUUUUGUUGAAAUUAAAUUGCUCCAAAUUAUGUGGAACUAUUUACAAAAAUAUUUUUUCAGAGAGAAACACCAUUACCCGAUGAUGAACACCAACUUCAAUACCCAUAUAUGUAUUCAUUUUUCGUGCGACCAAAUGGAAAAUUCGAUCCAGAAGACUACGCCAACUAUGUUCAACCGGUAGCUGUUGUCAAAACGGUUGAGCAAUUUUGGCGCGUCUUUUUGCACUUCAAACGACCAACUGAUUUGGGCGACAAGGCAGACAUUCACUUUUUCAAAAAUGGCAUCAAACCAGUGUGGGAGGAUCCGGCAAAUAUUCGUGGCGGAAAAUGGAUUAUUCGAUUGAAGAAGGGACUUUCAACGAGAAUGUGGGAGAAUUUGUUGAUGGCGAUCAUUGGAGAACAAUUUCUGGUGGGAGAAGAAAUUUGUGGAGCCGUUUGCUCGAUUCGAAAUCAAGAGGAUAUUAUUUCACUCUGGACCAAGUGAGUACUAAAGUGUUCAUGUAAAAAUUGCAUUUUUUGAGAAAGACCUUUGGGAAAUUUGAAUCAGCCAGAAUAUUUUGAAGUGUUAAAAGUUGUAGAAAAUGUAUUCCCUCUUUAGAAGUUUUCUAACCUGAAAUGAUGUCAAACACUAAACUUAUCAAUUAUUUCAAAAACCCUCAUCCAAUGUCACUUUCUCUUCCAGAACUGCUGACAGUCUCCCAAUCACCAAUCGAAUUCGUGAAACUUUGAGACGCGUCUUGAAUCUUCCACAAAACACCGUGUUGGAAUACAAAAAACACGAUGACUGCCUCAAGUAAGAAAUAUUUUUAUUUCAUAAAAUAACUUAUCAAAAGAUAUUUUUCAGGGAUCAGAGCAGCUAUCGUCAUACCACAAACAUCUACAAAGUUUGA
Molecule: messenger RNA, 957 nt
Organism: Caenorhabditis angaria
Lineage: Eukaryota; Metazoa; Nematoda; Chromadorea; Rhabditida; Rhabditidae
Source: the annotation of a GenBank genome assembly